CCAACCAACCAACCUUCGUAAAAAAAUAAAUGUGGCUGUUUUAAUUAUUUAAAAAAUUACAAAAAAACAACUACCAAAAUGAUCAAUAUCCAGACAAUACAACAUGUCGCAGACUGUGUACCUUUGUAUCUGCCGCACAGUCUUUAUCUCAAGCCGGUGGCCAAGAUGAAAAUAUCGGUGGCUUUGCCCAACCACAAAACGGGCAAAUCCAUUUCCAAUUUGGACAUUAUGGAAAAAUUAAGUCAAACAUUGAAGCCCGACAAGUUUCUGGUCUUAAAGGUAUCCAAAAGUACCGUCGAUUUUAUACGUUUCGAUGGCGAACUAGACGAUAGAGCUCGCCUACGUUCGGCUAUUAAUCGUUUGGAUGGUACUUCCUUAAAGAUAAUGGGAUUCCAUGAGGGGUUCCGUGUAAGGGCCUCUGAAACUAAAGAUGAGUUUCCCACACGUCAUGAUUGGGAUUCCUUUUUUAGGGAUGCUCAUAAUAUGGAUGAAAUGAAGGCUGGCGAAAGACCAGAUACCAUACAUUUAACGCAUUUACCUAUUAAAUGGUUUUGCCCCAGGCAUAUGGAGAACGAAGAAAAUAUCAGGCCUUCGGAGAGUAUAUUCAAGCGUAUUUUUGAGAAAUUCGGCAGUGUACGAUGUGUGGAUAUACCUAUUUGUGAUCCUUAUCGCAGUAAAAUGAAUGCCGAUAUAAAUGGCAUGAAAACUUUCAGUUUUGAACAGGAUGUUUUAUUUGAAGCUUAUGUACAAUUCGAUGAAUAUGUGGGCUUUGUUCGGGCCAUGGAUGAGUUUCGCAGCAUGAAGUUGGUGCGUAAGUUUGUGGACAAGACCCAGGCAAUAAAUAUUACCGUAAAUUUUGACACCUCCAAGCAUUUAAGUGAAGCUCAAAUGUUGCGACGUGAAAGGGUACGUAAACGUUUGAUAGCUAAGGCCAAGGCUGAGGAGGAAGAAAUUGAGAAACAAAAGAAGUUGGAACAGGAAAAAUUGGAACAACAAAGGCAACUAGAAGAACAAGCCAAAGUAGAUGAAUUGGAAAAGCAAAGAGAGCGUGAAGAAAAACGCAAAGAAAAACAUCUCAAGAAGAUCCAAGAAAAAGGACAAGUGGAAAUAACUCAAAAGAUACGAGUGGAAGAAAGAAAACUCAUGAUAGCCCAAAGGAAAUUGGAGAGUAUCAGGAUAUUGGAAAAGCUAUUUGAUAGAAUGAAGCUUAAACACAUGGUCAAACAGCAUGGCUCCACCACCUCACGCAAAUACCAGCUGGAUAUGCAGCGUGACUCUAUGCGUGAACGUUUAGUGGAGAAAUACAAAAUUGCUACUGAGAAACUUUUAAGUGAUCAACGCAAAAAAGUGGAUGAUAUCAAGAAUAAUACUCCCUUAAUGGGUUUGCUGAAAAGUAAAAAAUCUAAACGGACCAAUGAUACGGAUGAUGAAAAUCAAAAAAAAAAUAAUCCUUUAGCCACACCUUUAGUACCAGGCGCUGUGCCUGCUAAUGCUACGGCUGACGGUAUGAAUAAUUUGAAUCCUUUUAAAACUAUGGCCGCCAUGGGAGCUGCUGCCAAUUACAAUCCUGAAGCGGCCAGUGAAUGGAUGAAAUCUUUGUCUAUGCUGUCUUAUGGUCCUUCCAUGUUCCCGGGCCUGGGCAUGUAUCGUCCACCCUCGUUUCCGGUGUCGGUUAAUUAUCGUGGCUUUGCACCGCGCAUGCGAGUUCGUGGUAGAGGCCGUGGACGUGGUCGUGGCGGCUAUGAUGGCCAGUCUUCGUCUUCAUAUAAUCAUAAAUAUUACAACAAUCAUGAUAAUAGAGAUAAUCGUUAUGACGAUGAGGAUGGCGGCAGUGGAAGUUAUCGUAAAUAUUCGAGAGGAAGACACUAUUCCCGUUCACGUUCUCGGUCCCGUGACCGCCGAUCACGUUCUCGAUCCCGUUCCAGAUCGCGAUCCGUAUCUCGCAGUCGUUCACGUCGCACUCGUUCACGAUCACAUGGUCGUUCGCGACACUACUCAAAACGUUCAAGAUCGCGAUCACGCAGUCGUUCUCGUUCUUACACCACAUCCGAGUCUCGAUCACGUUCGCGAUCUCGUGUCAAGUCCAGAGAUGAUAAAAGUCGUAAAUCUCGUUCCAAAUCAGCCGGACAACAGAGUGGCACACAGCAAAAAACCCUGGAGAAAGGUAACAAAAAACUAGUGUCCACCAGACGAUCACGUUCUUCUUCGGAUUGGUCACGAUCGCGUUCACACUCACGAUCACGCUCAAAACGUUCUUGGUCUAAACGUGGUGGAGGCGGCAGCAAAGAUAGACGUUCAUCGCCACCCCGUAAAGUAGUCAUUGAGACUGACAAACUAGUAAAAUCGGCCGAGGAAAUUAAACGGACAAUUGAGAAGGGCAUGCAGGAUCGCAUGCGCGAAGAAGAGCGUGAAAUUAAAGAAACUUUCAACAAAAGCCAUAAGCAAGUGUUGGCCCAUAAUGCCGCCUUAGCGGAAAAUCUUUUAGCAGCGGGCGUAGAUAGUGGUUUCGGUACAGCUGAACAUUCGGCAGCAGAAUCUUCGGUAAACACCUCAGGGCAAGAGAAAGAAGACGCCCACAGAACCAAACACCGUGGUGAAGAAGACCAUGAGAAUGACAAUGAUGAUGAUGACUAUAACGAGGAGGCACAAAAACAUAAGAAAAAGUCACGUUUCGAUAGACGUAAUUCAUCGAUAGAACGUCAAGCAACCUCCUCCAGACGCGACUCUCUAGAACAACGUUACAAAUCUAGACGUAAUUCCUCUUCGGAACGUUCUCAAGCCCGUGAAAGGCGUGAAUCGUUAGAACGAGAACAAAAUUCUUCCUCCAGGCGCACAUCAACGAGACGUAACUCAUCGGAUAGAGAAGAUUCAAAUUGUUAAAUGAUUUAACAAUGUUUAGAUUUAAGUUUUUUUUUUUUCAAAUAAUUUCCUCUAUAUUAUUUUUAUUUUAUUUAAAGUAUUUUGUGCAUAUAUAUAUAUUAUUAUAUGUAAUUUAAGAGAAAUAUAGAGAGAUAUAGAGACACAAUACAA
Molecule: messenger RNA, 3030 nt
Organism: Calliphora vicina (urban bluebottle blowfly)
Lineage: Eukaryota; Metazoa; Arthropoda; Insecta; Diptera; Calliphoridae
Gene: Xe7
Product: Xe7
Exons: 6
Coding region: 79-2880 (933 amino acids)
Source: RefSeq, a predicted model, not a curated record